AUGCCGGUUAGCAUACUCAGUGAAAGCAAAAAGUUGGCUUCCCAAGCUGCCGCCAGCUUAGUACAGAGCGUUCUGAAAGAGCGGGAUAAGGUUGUUGUCAGAACUGGAGGCAACAGCAGAGAGAAAACGCAUGGGCUUGUGGAAGAAAUCGCCCAAUCGGCGGCAGCAGGGAUUGGCACCAUCUCUGAGGCCUUACAUCACAGAAAGGAGAAGAAAUCCGGAGCACUGAUUUCAGUCAAGUCCUCAACUCAGCCAAGCAGUGUGAACAACACGGAAUCUGGACCGACACAGCUUGGCGAAGGGACAAGAAAAGCGCAUGCCAUUGGCCAUGGAGUAUCAGGGUCCAUGUCAACUUCGCGACCUGCUAAGGACACAGAAGGUCUCGCCUUCGCCUUCAUCAAGCGACACCCUUUGACAGUUCCUGGAAGUUCUGAGGGCAGGCAGAGGCUCGCACUGCCAGUGCUUGUACCACAGAGACGGCCCGAGAAGCGAGCUCGGGGGUUCAUCCGGGCCUACGCACCAAUGUUAGUCAACGUCGGCAUUGAUCAAGACAUAUUCCUCGACUUCAUUGAUACGUUCAACAAGUCAUUGGAGCCCAGCCCAUGGAUCAGCGCUGUUAAUCUGGCGGGGUUCGCAGGAGAAGCGCUGCCCGAUCCCGCAUCGCUGCUCUUCGGAUUUGCCGUCGAAAUUGCUACAGAGGCCGUCAUGGAGGGACAAAGUCUAUUCUGCUCUAACAGAUUCUUGGACUGUAUUAAUGCAGAGUUCUUCAUCCCGCGAGGACUGAUCUGCCUUGUCGUCACAUGGCAGCCUGACAAAGACCGCGGUCAACUCGCAACCAACAUUUCAGAGGAAAUAGAUGUGUCUGCAACCAAGCUCGACUUACUUCAGGGGUUAUCAGACGUCGCCGCAGGGAAAAUGAAGUCUUCAGAGGGGCUGCAAGAGAUUAAGACACAGAUGGGCGGCUUGAUGAAGCCCACACGUGGCGAUUUCAGCUGGCCCGAGCCAGCGCCGCUCAUCUUUCCGAACUUCAAACGCAACACCGAGAAAGCUGAUGUUGGAGUCAAAGACAAGAACGCCUGGGACAGAAUGGAAAAUUGGAUCAACGACCACUCGGACAAGCGCGCCCAAGCCAGCUGGAUCAACGAGAACAAAGAUCGGCCAGCGAUUAGCUUGAUGCCAGAGCAUAAGUUCAAGUCGCGAUACGCUGAUCCAAAUCACCAAGCAUCUAGCGGUGAUCUUGUGUCUUUGGUUACAGCAGGUCGUUGGAGACUUGCUUCAGAUGAAAAAGCAGAAUCCAGCAAACAGCUAAAGAAGGCGGCUAAUGAGGUCUGUAUUAAAGAAAAGGAGGAUAAGAAGAGGAAGAAGAAGGACCAAAAGAAGAAUACGAAGGAAGACCAAGAGAGAAACAUUCUAGAAGCAGAGCAAGAGAAGAAGGUCGAUGGCGAGACAAGAGCGACAGCAGACUAUCGGCAGAGGAACUUGGAGACCAUUGAUAUGAGUAUGGGAAGUCAUCUUGAAGAAGAGGGCGGCGCAAAUGAGACUGAGAAAGUUGAUGAAGCGAAGAUGAAAGACAAACAUAUGAAUAACGAGGUUGGAGAUGGCCAGGCAAGUGGUGGCGGGGCCAAAAGGCGCGUCAGGAAGGCGAAGAAGCAAGCUGGUUCUUCAAGCAAGUCUAGAGAUGUCUUCAAGGGUCUGUUCCAAAAGGCGAGCGCGACACCCCAGCACAAAUUGAGCCAUCAUGCUAAUUUGAGAGAAAGGACGUACUCUACAUGGCCAUACUUGAAGUGCCACCCCAGAAGAGAUCGACUGAAGACUUGCUCUGUUAGCCUUGGCAGGGAGUUUUGA
This is a messenger RNA of Colletotrichum phormii, 1845 nucleotides long. RefSeq lists its product as uncharacterized. Bases 1 to 1845 code for a protein of 614 amino acids. Lineage: Eukaryota; Fungi; Ascomycota; Sordariomycetes; Glomerellales; Glomerellaceae. The transcript has a single exon. The record is from RefSeq and is a predicted model, not a curated record.